UAGGCAUUUACUUACCAGUACCUGUCAUCGGAACAAAAACAGCAGUUUCAAGUUCCAGUCGAAAACCCCUCUUUCUCUCUCCGCCAUGAGAGGACCUUCAAGAAGCUUGACCAUCCUGAUACUUACCUUAAUCUCAAUCUCAAUCGAAGCAGACGACAACAACCAUGCCUACUCCCCUUGCCGGGACACUAAAAUCCAGAAAAGCGACGGAUUCUCAUUCGGCAUUGCGUUCUCAUCGAGGCUUUCUUUCUUCUCCACAAACAAUCCCUCGAUCCAGCUCUCUCCUUGCGACAGACGACUUUCGCUCUCCUCCACCAACUCUCAAGUCGCACUUUUCCGCCCUAAGGUUGACGAGAUCUCGCUCCUUACAAUCAACACAUCAUCCUUUUCACCGGAUUCAGCUGGUGGUUUUAUGGUGGCUUUUGCUGGCUCAAAAUAUGCUGCAAGAUCUCUUCCUACAUUUGUUGCAAAUAGCACCCAUAUAGUGACUAGUUUUACUCUGAUUCUAGAUUUUAAGCAAGGUCGCCUGCAAAAUCUGUUUUGGAAAAGGGAUGGUUGUGCAUCAUGUGAAGGCAAAUCGAAGUUUGUCUGCAUGAACAAUCUUUAUUGUGGAGUCAGAAUGAGUGACUGCAAGAAUCGAGGUGGCAAUAUGGAUUGCAGCCUUGGCAUCCAAGUGGCCUUUUCUGGUACAGAUAAACAUUAUACCGUUCUUAACUCUUGGUAUGAAGUGGAGAAGCUUCGACAAUAUUCGCUAUUUGGUCUGUAUUCCAAUUUGCGGAAGUCUAUCACUGAUCAAUUCAACAACAUCUUCUGAUUUUGCUGCUGUGUGUUAUAUUAUGUGGUUUCUCUGCGUUUGGGAUUUCGCACAAUCCCUCCAUUUAUUCUUCUCUGAUCCUCCAGCAGUCUUCUGUGUGAAAAUCUGUAACAUGUUUUGGUAUGUAAUGGUUUAUUUUUCAAGAAAUUUACAGUGUAAAUUUGAGGGAGAUCAUAUGAUUUAUUAAUAGCUCGUUGUACUGACAACUGAUAUGUAUCAUUAUGCCUCGUAAUAUUUGACCUUUGCUUUGA
This is a messenger RNA of Beta vulgaris subsp. vulgaris (sugar beet), 1065 nucleotides long. RefSeq lists its product as hypothetical. Gene Ontology annotation, biological process: protein histidyl modification to diphthamide; tRNA wobble uridine modification. Lineage: Eukaryota; Viridiplantae; Streptophyta; Magnoliopsida; Caryophyllales; Amaranthaceae. The coding region runs from base 86 to 814 and encodes 242 amino acids. Gene Ontology annotation, molecular function: metal ion binding. The record is from RefSeq and is a predicted model, not a curated record. The transcript has 3 exons. Gene Ontology annotation, cellular component: cytosol; nucleus.